AUGGAAAAACCUGCAAGCCAGACUGCGACCCCUUGUAAACCCUUGACAACAUUUGUUCAGACGGACUCAAACACUUUCCAAGAGAUUGUGCAGCGGUUAACAGGUCCAUCAGAGAGUGAUCCGGCACAAGGAGCAGCUACGAAGGGUCCAGGCUUAAAAAGGCCAAUUUCAAAACUCCAUGAAAGAAGGCAAAGCAUGAGGCCAAAACUUGAGAUAGUUAAACCCCCAUUGAGCUUUAAACCUGCUACAUCACCAUCAAGAUCGGGAAGCUCGAAUCUUCUCGCAAGUCCAGUAGGCACUCCAUCAACAAUUUUCUCCAAGCUAACCUUUCUAGAAGAUGAAUACAUAGAAGAAUUAACAAAAACCGAACUGAACACGGUAGAAGAAGAAAAAGCUAUCAAAGAGAGACGCUUCUAUCUGCAUCCAUCACCGCGGUCAAGAGCAGGGAAAACAGAUCCAGAAUUACUUGUUUUGUUUCCUCUAACAUCUCCGAGAACAAACAAUAAAGCAUGAUUCGACAUUUUGUUUUUCAAUAACUAAUUAUACUUCUCUGUUGGUACCAAUGAAACUUGUAAAUCGAUUUGCCUCAUCAAUUGACUUCAUGUCAUGUCUAAAACUUCUAAAUGAUGCAUCCAUUCAUGGAAGGAUCAUAAGAUCUACAUGUUCAAUAACAAUAAAAUUGGAGUGCAGAAUCGAAGCAUUUACCGAGUCAUGGAAGGGUCAAGAAAGCUAUACACCCUUCAACAAAGCAAGUUGUAAUUUGUUUUCAAUCACACCAUGUUUCUCUUCUACCUGCCAUCAGAAAUAUGUAAUCAAUAUGCCUUAUUAUUUGCAUUAUACACUUUUAUGUACCAUUUUUUUUCUUGAAAAACUGUUUCUUUCUCUAGAA
Molecule: messenger RNA, 889 nt
Organism: Gossypium raimondii (Peruvian cotton)
Lineage: Eukaryota; Viridiplantae; Streptophyta; Magnoliopsida; Malvales; Malvaceae
Product: VQ motif-containing protein 31
Exons: 1
Coding region: 1-513 (170 amino acids)
Source: RefSeq, a predicted model, not a curated record